ACGAAACCGACCGAAAAUGAAAGAAAGUUGAAUUAAAAGAGAGAGUUUCAGAUAAUGAACAUUACCCGUGAGAGAGAGUAGUCAAGAAGAUGAGCAAGGAGAGGUUGGCGGCGCUGGCUCAGCAGCUCCGGAUGUACAAGGCACCGGUGGCGGCUGAUGAUGACGAUGCAAUGGGUCAGCCCUCAGAAAGAUUGAGACCUAAGAAAGCGGCUGUUUUGAUCUGCCUUUUCGAACAAGAUAAUAAUGAGGGGAUUCGCGUGAUUCUUACCAAAAGAUCUUCAGGCCUCUCCACACAUUCAGGUGAAGUCGCUUUGCCAGGAGGGAAGGCCGAGGAAGAUGACGUAGAUGACGCUGACACAGCCACUAGGGAAGCACACGAAGAGAUUGGCCUCCAUCCCUCACUCGUAGAUGUUGUUGCCUUUCUUCAGCCUUUCUUGUCUAAGCAUCUUCUGCGGGUAAUCCCUGUAAUUGGCAUACUUUCUGACAGAGAUGCCUUCAAUCCUACUCCUAAUGCUGCUGAAGUAGAUGACGUCUUUGAUGCUCCUUUGGAAAUGUUUCUAAAGGAUGAACACCGAAGAUCUGAAAAGAGAGAAUGGAUGGGAGAGGAAUAUCUGGUUCAUUAUUUUGACUACGAAACACCACCAGCAGCAGAAGCAGGUGGUGGUAAUAAGAAAUAUCUUAUUUGGGGUCUCACUGCUGGGAUCUUGAUCCGCGCUGCAUCCCUUGUGUACCAGAGACCACCUGAUUUUCUUGACCAAACCCCCAAAUUCAAACUUCCUAGAGUCUUAAGCAAGGGCACCAUAAUGCCAUAAAUAUAUAUUAUUAUUAUUAUUUCAAUUUUACAUUUCUUGACUUAAUAUAUUGAUAUCCCUUCCAUGAGUCGAGUCGAGUCGAGUGGAGAGAAAUGACGUGCAUAGAGUUUAAAGAGAAAACUACAUACCACAAACUCGCAUCAACUUGUGUUUGAAGCUCGAUACUAAAAGUGCUCCUCAAGUGACAACAAUUCAAGGAGUUAGUUAUGAAGAUAGGAUUCAAGAUUUGAAGUUUAGAGAGCGAUGGACGUAAAUCGUUGUAGUUCUAUGUUUAUCUUGUGAACGUUACCUAGAAUAGGUUGUCGGUUUUAUUAGUACUUGUAUGGUUUAAGAUUACCACCUAUGGCUUUUCUUUUCUUUUGAUUACCUUGUGAUAAUUGCAAUGGAAGUGUGUUUAUAGUUUUUGGCCUUC
Molecule: messenger RNA, 1224 nt
Organism: Helianthus annuus (common sunflower)
Lineage: Eukaryota; Viridiplantae; Streptophyta; Magnoliopsida; Asterales; Asteraceae
Product: nudix hydrolase 15, mitochondrial
Exons: 4
Coding region: 90-812 (240 amino acids)
Biological process (GO): coenzyme A catabolic process
Molecular function (GO): acetyl-CoA hydrolase activity; coenzyme A diphosphatase activity
Source: RefSeq, a predicted model, not a curated record